Messenger RNA from Penicillium riverlandense, 966 nucleotides. It is a transcript of the gene mrsA, whose product is annotated as putative mitochondrial carrier protein. Gene Ontology annotation, cellular component: mitochondrial membrane. The transcript has 7 exons. The coding region runs from base 1 to 966 and encodes 321 amino acids. The record is from RefSeq and is a predicted model, not a curated record. NCBI's taxonomy places the organism in Eukaryota, Fungi, Ascomycota, Eurotiomycetes, Eurotiales, Aspergillaceae. Gene Ontology annotation, biological process: iron import into the mitochondrion. Gene Ontology annotation, molecular function: ferrous iron transmembrane transporter activity.
AUGCGCAGUUCAUCUGUGGAGGUUUUUCUGACGAGCGCGUUCUGCUCCCCUGUCGUUUUGGUGUUCUCCGACCCGGUUCGACUUUACGAGACGCUCCCUUCCAACUAUGGCCUCGGUCGGAAUAUGUUAGCCGGUGCUUUCGCAGGGAUAGCGGAACACUCAGUUAUGUACCCGGUGGAUUUGCUCAAGACUCGCAUGCAAAUCUUGCACCCUUCGACCGGAGGUCUCUACACGGGGUUGACCAAUGCGGUGUCCACAAUCUAUCGCAUUGAAGGCUGGCGGACACUAUGGAAGGGUGUCUCGAGUGUGAUUGUUGGUGCAGGUCCGGCACACGCGGUGUAUUUCGGUACGUACGAGCUCGUCAAGGAUAUGGCUGGUGGCAAUGUCGACGAAGGGCAUCACCCUUUAGCUGCAGCGACCAGCGGCGCUGCAGCCACGAUUGCCAGCGAUGCAUUGAUGAAUCCAUUUGAUGUGAUCAAGCAGCGCAUGCAGGUCCACGGCUCGAUCCACAAGAGCCUUCUCCAAUGCGCCCGAACGCUCUAUCGCACCGAGGGCGUCCAGGCUUUCUACGUCUCCUACCCUACCACGCUCUGCAUGACCGUGCCCUUCACGGCUACGCAGUUUGUCGCCUACGAGUCCAUCUCCAAGGUGAUGAACCCCAAGAUGGAAUACGACCCUUUUACCCACUGCAUCGCCGGUGGUCUGGCCGGUGCCUUUGCCGCUGGAAUCACCACUCCUCUAGACGUCGUCAAGACGCUCCUUCAGACCCGCGGCCUGGCGCAGAGCGAAGAGGUUCGCUCCGCCCGUGGUCUCUUCAACGCUGCGGCCAUCAUCAAGCGCCAAUUUGGGUGGACGGGCUUCUUGCGGGGCAUGCGGCCCCGGAUUAUUUCCACCAUGCCGAGUACGGCGAUCUGUUGGACAUCCUAUGAGAUGGCCAAGGCGUAUUUCAAGCGCCAUCUUGACUAA